Malassezia japonica is the source of this 1350-nucleotide messenger RNA. RefSeq lists its product as uncharacterized. The coding region runs from base 1 to 1350 and encodes 449 amino acids. Gene Ontology annotation, biological process: calcium-mediated signaling. Gene Ontology annotation, molecular function: nucleic acid binding; calcium-dependent protein serine/threonine phosphatase regulator activity. Gene Ontology annotation, cellular component: nucleus; cytoplasm. The record is from RefSeq and is a predicted model, not a curated record. The transcript has 4 exons. NCBI's taxonomy places the organism in Eukaryota, Fungi, Basidiomycota, Malasseziomycetes, Malasseziales, Malasseziaceae.
AUGCCCCUCGCCCCGCUGCGCGCGCCGCCGGCGUUUGCCGCGCCGGAAGAGCACGCAGAGAUGCAGGCGUCGACGCCUGCCUCGUUUGAGAAAAUCCCGCCGGCGCUCAUUGCCGAGCUGUCGGACGUUGUGGUCAAACUACAGCCCGUGCCACAAGUGCUGUGCGACGGCGAGGCACCCGACAGCCUCGUCCUCGCCGGGCGCGUGUGGGUGACGGAGGAGAGUCUCUCGUUCCUGCCAAACGCGUCCGAGUAUGCAGGAUUCCAGGUGUCUUACCCCCUGAUUGCGCUGCACGCAGUGUCGCGCUCUGUGCCCGAGGACGUCGCGACGAGCGUGCCGAAUGGCGACGCGUACCACGCGGACGCGUGCAUCUACUGCCAGCUCGACGACCACCCGGAGCAGGACGACGAGGAGGACGAAGAGAACGUAUGCGAGCUGUGGCUUGUAGUGCGCGAUGCCGAGACACUCGACAAGCUCUUUGAGUCGCUCUCAUACUGUGCCGCGCUCCAUCCUUCGCUGGGCGCACAGGAUGGCGAUGAUUCCGGCAACCCAUUUGCAGGCAUCGCGCCGUUUGGAUCGGGAUCGGACAAGGACACGGGAAGGAAACGCAAGGCCCCCGUGCCGUCCAACACGCUGAUGUUUGCAAAUCUGCCUCCGGCCUUUUUUACGUCCGAGGCGCUCGAGACGCAGCUGCAAGAGCUGCUGUAUACCUAUGGCCCCGUGGUAGACUGGACACCGCUGCCUGCGUUCGGGCGGGGCAUUGCCGUGUUUGAGCGUGCGGACGACGCGGCGCGCGUAAAGCGCGCGCUCGACCGCCUGCUCCUCUUGUACGAGGACGGAAGUGAGCACGUCCACACGGGUGAUACACCGGCGAGUGGAAACGACGACGUGUUGCGUGUGUACUUCUGCGUAGACACGCCGCUGAUCCUCUUGCCGGACGGCGAGUACGUGAUUGCGCGCUCGGUCGAUGCAUACAAGCAGUACCUCGAACCGCCCGAGCCCGAGCGCGAGUUCCUCAUCAGUCCCCCAGGCUCGCCGCCGGUGGGCUGGGAGCCGCGCUUGGAGGACGGGCCGAACAAGGAGACGCUCGCGCAGGACCUCAUCGAGGCGCUGCACAAGCUGAACCAGGCGCCCGAGGCGGAGCCGGAGCACCUCGCCGCGGGCGAGCAUGUGAUCCUCUCUCCAAGCACCAAGGCGAGCGGCGCGCCGGGCGUGACGGUGCACGCGACCGACUCGCAUGCGCCGACCUCUGCGCCACCCGCGCCGAUCUCGUCGGUGAAGGCCACAGCCGAUAGCCUGCUGGGCACUGCGCGGCCGGCAAUGCAGCCGACGGCGCGCCCGCCUAUGUAG